ACUUCGAGGUGCUCGCAAGCACCCUUGUCUACCUUCGGGUGGAUUUAGAUAGCUGCGCAGGCCGAUGAUUUCACCUUUUCGGUGACGUCAUCGUAGUCCGUUGCGCGGAUGUCCCGACGUUGAGCGAACCAUUGUUUACCAGAUCAACGAUCAGCACUCAAACCGACACACAUCUAACAUCAACACCACACAGCAACAACAACAUGUCUGACUUUGGAAGCUACGGCGGCAGCUCUAUGGAGGCCAAGAAGCAGCAGGUUAUGGACCAGGUUCGCAGCGAACUUGCCCUUGCCAACGCUCAGGAGUUGAUCAACAAAAUCAAUGAGAAGUGCUUCGCCAAGUGCGUCCCAAAGCCCGGUCCUAAGCUGAGCGGUGGAGAACAGGACUGUCUUUCCAAAUGCAUGGAUCGCUACAUGGAGGCAUGGAACAUCGUCUCUAGGACCUAUAUCAACAGAGUCCAGCGCGAGUCGCAGAACAUGGGAGGUGCCGGUGGUCUUUAAAUACACUUGGCUUUGUCAAAUCUGUUUUCAUUUCUACUAUACUGCCAAAUUUUUGUCUCCACCACGUCUUUUCAUAUUUUUUUCUUGGAAGCAGAAAGUAGUAACAAUAGACCAACGUAUUUUGUACCACAUCGCAAUAAAGCCGAACGGACUGCCUAUAAACUUUCAACACAGCAGUACGUGAUAAUGUUGCACAAACGGCACAAAA
Molecule: messenger RNA, 708 nt
Organism: Gamsiella multidivaricata
Lineage: Eukaryota; Fungi; Mortierellomycota; Mortierellomycetes; Mortierellales; Mortierellaceae
Product: Tim10/DDP family zinc finger-domain-containing protein
Exons: 4
Coding region: 204-500 (98 amino acids)
Source: RefSeq, a predicted model, not a curated record